AUGGUUGAAAAUCUUAAUAAUAUUAAUGAAGUUGUUAAGCACACUUCAUUAAAAGAAACAAAACAUGAAGUUGAAGUUAAACUUGUUGAUGAAGACGAACCUUUAUUAUCUGUAGCAACGUUUGAACAAUUAAAUUUACCACAAAAUAUGAUUGGUCAAUCACAAUCUGGUACUGGCACUUUGUUUGACACCUCAAGAGAAUUAGCUCAUCAAAUUAUGACAGAAGUUAGAAAAAUGGGUAAAUACACAUCAGUGGUCACUGCUGAAGCUAUUCGAGAAUCUCAACAUAGAGUAACUAAAACAAGACUGGGUGAAUUUCACGGUGUUCAAUUGAUAGUUGGUACACCUGGUACAGCUGAUAAUAUGUUGGAUCAACAAGGUCUAGGAGAUCAAAGUAUAAGGAUAAAAAAGUUUGCACCAAAUGUAAAUGAAUUUAGUUUAAAAGUCGAGGAAUUAUCUGUUAUAUCAAUCAAACAAUUUUAUGUGGAUUGUACAAAUGAUGAUCAUAAAGUUAUUGUAUUAGAUGUAUUAGAUAAAUUAUAUUCCUUAUUAACAAUUAGUCAAAGUAUAAUCUUUGUUCAGAAACGUGAAACUGCUGAUAGAAUAGCAAGGUUGAUAACAGAAAGAAAUCGUAGAGUUAUCAAUCUUCACAUUGGACUAUCAACUAUUGAAAGAGAUCAAGUGAUGGAUGAUUUUCAGUCAGGCAGUGCCAAAGUAUUGAUUACAACAAAUGUCUUGGCACAUGGAAUAGAUGUGUUACAAGUGAAUUUGGUGAUUAAUUAUGAUCUACCAGUUGAUUAUAGUGGUAGAAAUCCUGAUUAUGAGACUUAUUUACAUACAUCAUAUCGGCCGUGCUGGUAG
Entrophospora candida is the source of this 861-nucleotide messenger RNA. The record is from the annotation of a GenBank genome assembly. NCBI's taxonomy places the organism in Eukaryota, Fungi, Glomeromycota, Glomeromycetes, Entrophosporales, Entrophosporaceae.